This is a messenger RNA of Babesia ovata, 3276 nucleotides long. RefSeq lists its product as uncharacterized. The transcript has 2 exons. Gene Ontology annotation, molecular function: GTP binding; GTPase activity. Lineage: Eukaryota; Apicomplexa; Aconoidasida; Piroplasmida; Babesiidae. The coding region runs from base 1 to 3276 and encodes 1091 amino acids. The record is from RefSeq and is a predicted model, not a curated record.
AUGGCACGUGAUUCGUCGCCAUGGAAGGCGGCAGUACUUACGGUUUUAAGCAUCCUUUGCCUCAGUUUAACUCUCGUAACCUCCGGAAAAGCUGCGGCAAAACCCGCUCCCAACGACAGUCAAAGUGGCUUCACAGCGUAUGGCGAACCAUGUUCGGGAGACACUUGUGCUUUCGACGACACCUAUGUGGGCGACGACAUACACAGAUUCUGCAUUGUACCGGGUGCAGGGGGCGGUAGAGCGGUACAGCUGGUGCGUCCAACGGAUAAUCACCUGGGAUUGGAAAUUGUCGAGGAAGGAAUGCAACUGUUGCGCUCAAUACCGAAGCCAAUCGCCAUCGUGACAGCAAUAGGCAGUUUCAAGACUGGAAAAAGCUCGCUUCUUAACGUUCUGAAUGAACACGUCUUGUGCGCAAAGGGCGACCAGGUGGAGGGUUUCCAAGUUAGCGAUUCCAUCAAUGCGACGACACGAGGGAUAUGGAUGUGGUCGAAACCCAUUGAGAUAGAGUCAAGAGUUCUGAAAGAGCAUGUAGACGGAGGAAGGACGUCGAAAACAACUGUAUUUGACCAUCUGAUAACCGUGAUGGACUCGCUCAUGGGAGGAACACUACGUGCUAAGCUGACGGCAAAAGACCGUGCCGACCUCUCAAAAUGUGCGAUCGACAGGGUCAAUGUUGUGUUACUCGAUGCGGAAGGUUUUAACUCUACAGACGGAUUCCAGCGGUAUGACGAGGCAUUGUUCACACUGGCGGCGACCUUGAGCACCGAACUCAUAUACCUGACGCAUAAGGUUAUAGAUUCCAGAGAUCUUUUAGACCUGCAACACAUGCUGCAGACUGCCAACUCAACGCUGGUUAAUAUAUACAGAUCGUUGUCAAAUGCACCAUGCGUGGUAAUGGAAGAGGGAAAUUAUGCGCACAAACAUAAUGGCGUGUCGGUGAUUCAACAGGCAGGUAUAGCCGAGGAAACAGGCUCGGAUGCCUGCAAGUCAAUCACGAGCGUCAGUAGAACUGCUUCGGAUGAGCGCCUCGGUGGAGGGCUGCUCGAUCUCCAGACGCGUACCACGCUGACGAUGUCAGUGCAAGGAUUCAAUUUGCAGCUCCAACAAUCCGCACUGGAUUACAUAAAUGCAGUAAUAAAUGUGAAACGGUUCGAUCUGUCGUAUAACGACCAGAAGUCGUUUCUAGCGAACUUGUCUCAAAUGAGGGAGCAAUUCCUGCGCUUUUUCAAAGCCGACAGGGUGUCGAGGGGAUCGACAUACACCACAGAGCAGUUGGCUGACGACCUAAUCUCCAGGAUGACUUCAGAAUAUAAAUAUGUGAUACCGAAUGUUUUCGGCGCAAUCGACGCAUUACUAAUGUCGGCUCCAUCAACAAGUGGCAAAACUCCAAAGAAAUGCGAGCUCCCCCGCGGAUAUUUAGAGCAGGUAUUGAACUAUAAACUGCGGUUAUUCACACGAUGCCUGGUCUAUCCCAAGACACGUUUUUCGUUUGUGUUGAAUGACACCGUUCUUAUGGCCGGUGAUGACGUUGGCGAUCUCCUGGAUCACCUAGUUCAGACUCUGAAUGACUCACUGAAAGCCGGAUCUGUGGACUACAAAGGUGACUUCCGGUUGACACGGGCGAACCUGGUGAGGAACGACCUUGUUGAUCUGUACGCUCAAGAGCUGGGAGGAUUCACGCGCAAACUACCAAUCCCGCUUGCUACUGAAUUAGAUGACUUUAAUGAAGUGACAAAAACCAAGUACCUCCAACUCAUUGAAUUGUAUGCGAGUUACGACAUCAGUCCAGACCAGUACCGUGCCUUAAAGACAGAUUUCGAAGGACGGUUGUCAAAGCUGAUGGAAUAUUUCGACCAUGAGCUUCAUGAAAUCACCUUGAAACACUGCCGGUCCGUCCUACCGCAUGUUAAAAAUGCCAUACGGGAGCUCGUGGCGCAAGUAAAGUUACCCGUGUUGCCCUCGGUGAUAGAAGACCUCGAACGCAAGAGGCUGGAUAUUCUGGAUGUAUUUUUUAAAACAGUGGACGCCAAUGGAGUUCAAUAUUCCACAACCGCAGCAUCCAAAGAGGUAGCCAUUGAGGUUGUGGAGUUUAUCGAUACUCAUAUACGUGACCUAUAUAGGGAAAACGAGUCGGAAAUCAAUGCUCUUUUCCAGGAAGGUACUCGGCGAGCAAUCGAGCUUUUCAUCAACAACUCCGAUCGUAAUGCUGUGGAGAAGUACCGCAUCAGUAACACGGAGUUUGUUGAAAGCAUAAACGCUUGGACGGGAGACUCUUAUGCAACCUACUACCAAGUUGUAGGGGAAUUCAAGGAUAUGGAUGACAUUAACCAACGAUCCCUGGACUUUCUGGGGAAACAACUGUCCCAUCUCGAGAAGGAAUGCACGGACCAUUGGAAUGACGUAUGCCAAAGCUCUCUGUCGCAAAUAAUGCAUCGGUUCAAAAACACAUUCGAUGCACAGUUGCAACAGCUUGUGCCAUUUAGGCCUGCGCCAAAGCCGAUAUUAAGGAUCGCCAUAGAGUACAUUCGGGUGCGUGGAUGGAGUGAGAUUACCGAGUUGCACUGUGGCACAUCCCAAGUAGUGCGCAAGACGCAGCCGAUUUUCAACCGCAUGGUCGACGAUAUCGGCCAGAAUGCAGUGAAAAGCAACGAUGACGCAGUGUUCAGACACUUCCACAAGGAGUUUAGGAUCAUGUACGAGGAGGCCUUGGAACGUGUCGAGCAUGUCUACCACUUCUACCAGCUUAAAAAGCACAUGCAUUGGUACGCCAAGCGGCAUGUGUUUGCGCACAUAAAGAUUGUAGAUAAGCUCCUACGACCCAAAAGAGCUCUGGAAGAACUGAAGAAGAAUGUGGAUGUCGAUUUGCUGAAAAAGAUAACGGACGCGAAACUGCUCCGGGAGGCGCAAUCAAUGCUGAGUAUCGGAAGCGUAGACGCAUCAAAGACGGCUACAAUUGAUGCUGCAAUCUUGUUAGAGGAUGUAGUUGAGCAGUGGCUGUGCGAAAGACUCUACCCGCGUAUACGAAACGCUCUGAUGAUUCGCAUGCCACAACUGUCGACCUUCUUUGCCAUGGCAGCUGUCUUGGUAUGCUCUUCGCUCAUGUUCAAUGUGCGAAAUGCUCGUCUGCUCUAUUUUUUAUGCUGCCUUGACACCGUUGCUUUUGUGCACAUGAUGGGGCUACGUCGAGUCAUGUUGUUAAUCGGCAUGGCUGCGCGAUGGGCUAAGAACCUUUUGGCAGUGGCCAUCGCUAAGGGUCGCUCCUCUGGCGCCAGGUAA